AUGUCCCCUAACGCAGCUGCCAUGGACGCAUCACCCUCAGAUGCUUUCACUUCGUUCGCCAACAGUUUCUGGAGUUGUGAUCGUCAAGGCUUGGAUUCUCUGCAAAAUUAUGUAGAGGAAGCCUAUCAUACCAUGGAAACAUUGUAUACAAUGUACAGCGAACGUGCACAAUUGGAAGCCGAUUUCGGUCAGAAGCUGAUGAACUUGUCAAAUAAAGCCCCUCCCUCCACCAAGGAUUCAGAGGAUCAAAAGGAAACCAAAGGGGUCGCUGCUGCAAUAGACACUGUCCAUACCGAACUCCUCAAGACAGCCAAAUCACACAUUGAUCUCUCGCGACGGCUUGAACAGCAGGUAGCCGGUGCCUUGCAAACAUGGAUCUCUGAGCAUCGCGAUGCAGUUACCAAGUGGUCCAUUCCACUGAACGAGUGCUAUCAACGACGACAGACUUACAUCAUGCAACUCCUUCAAGUACGCGAGAAAUAUCACACUGAAUAUCGCUCAGCCGAGGGUCCACACUCAUCACGGUUACAAUCGCUUCAAAAAGAAUAUAAACAACUGCUGGCAAAAGUCGACGAGGCUGUGAAGCAAUGGAAUAACGAAUGGCUAAAGGCUUGCAAGCAACUAGAAACAAUGGAACAAGAACGAAUAGAAUUUUUUACCAACAACACAUGGGAAUAUGCCAAUCUUGGAUCGGCAAGGUUGUUGGUACAGGACGAAUGGUGUGAAAAGAUUAGAAAAAAGCUGGAAGAGUGUGAUAUUGGCGAGGAGUUGGAAAGACAGGCUCGAGAGUUUGGGCUUGGAACCGAUAUGCCAUCGACCAAUGAUUACGUUGAUUUCUACAUUAAGCAACAGAAGCAACAUCCACAAAAGUUGCGAAAAGCAUCACCGCAACCAAAUGAUCAUCGUCCUAGACCCAUUGCCGCGGAUGCGCAUAAAAGUCUUCCACCUCGCCCAACAACUACCAACGACAAUAGAUUGCAUGAUGCACCUAACAACCCACAACCAUCGACGUCGACAUCGUCAUCGUCCUCGUCAUCGUCCACCGCCAAACGUGGGCCUAUCAAACGCAAGCCUUUGGAUCGACAAAUGAUUGGUGAUCUUAAAUCAACGGUAUCCUCACAACGUGGAGCCCCCUUGGAUGCCAAUGCCUCAUCUCGUUCUGGUCCUGCCCGAUCGUCUUUGGCCAAUCUGGAAGAUCUACUUCGCAAAUUUGAAGGACCGACCACGGAUCACAACUCAGAACCCGUGCACCAUCGAAACUCUGUGCAGCCACCAAAACCAGGCACCGGCAUACCUCAACCACCUAUGCACUCGGCGCUUCCUUCAAUUCCUUCGGCCCCAGAGUCGCAUCAUGGAGAUACAGGCUUACCCAACAUUCCGACCCCCAGUAGUAGCUCGGCUUCCUUAUCCACCAUGAAUGAAGCCAUCAAACCUCCUAAAUCCCCUCGACCAUCCUCACAACAGCUAGCGUCACAUGUAUUACAACAGCAACAGCAACAGCAUCAGCAUCAGCAACACUCCUAUCAACCACAUCAACAGCAGCAGCAGCAACAUCCACACCAGCACCAUCAGCAGCAUUCACACCAGCAAAUGCCACCAGAGCAAAACGCUACACCGGGAAUGAUGUCUGAUUAUAACCGGCCACUUCCGUGCUCUCCUGCGAUCCAGCCACAAUACGGUCCACAACAGGAUCGGCUACAGCAGCAGUCACAUCCACCGGCAUCGAAUCAACCCAUCGGUAAUCCCAUGAAUAUGUCCAUGACAUCGGAAACACCCAUGAUGCCACCUUACACUCAGGCAGCCAACGGUCCCGCUCCAUCAUCAAUGGCAGCUUCUCCUAUGCUAACGUCUACUCGGGCCGCCCCACCCUCCCCUAUUAUGAUUCCUUCUGGCGCCUCGCUUGCGCAAGCUCGUUCGCCUGUAGCGGCUCCUGCUGCGCUUCACUCACCUUCCAUGUAUCAAGCACCACCCAGUCCCUACAUGACGCCGGUACCGUACGGUGCACGCGACAUGCGAUCAACGUCUGCUGCAGGACAACCGUAUCAGCCGCCAUCGCAACAGGCGUAUCCUCAUUCGCCCAUGCUGAUACCCACCUCACCUCACGGACCCCAGCAUCAGGCUUACUCUCGUCCGGCUUCACCAAUGAUGGGCCCCGCUUCUCCUUCGGCGUAUGCCUUGCCAAUGUAUUUACCCGACGGACGACCCGUUGCCACUUGGGCAAGAGCGAAAUACGAUUAUGUGGCCAAUGAUUCCACGGAACUUACGUUUAAGCGCGGCACUCUGUUUGCGCUCACGAGCAUGUCAGUGGACGAAGGUUGGUGGAACGCUGAAUUAUGGGACGAAGUACGUCAAUGCUCUUGUGCUUCGGGUUGCAUCCCGGGUAAUUAUGUAGUGAAUGUUUGA
Messenger RNA from Radiomyces spectabilis, 2403 nucleotides. RefSeq lists its product as uncharacterized. Gene Ontology annotation, molecular function: protein binding. Bases 1 to 2403 code for a protein of 800 amino acids. The transcript is spliced from 8 exons. Lineage: Eukaryota; Fungi; Mucoromycota; Mucoromycetes; Mucorales; Radiomycetaceae. Gene Ontology annotation, cellular component: cytoplasm; plasma membrane; cell division site. The record is from RefSeq and is a predicted model, not a curated record. Gene Ontology annotation, biological process: cytoskeleton organization.